Molecule: messenger RNA, 594 nt
Organism: Morchella importuna
Lineage: Eukaryota; Fungi; Ascomycota; Pezizomycetes; Pezizales; Morchellaceae
Exons: 1
Coding region: 1-594 (197 amino acids)
Biological process (GO): tRNA processing
Cellular component (GO): nucleolar ribonuclease P complex
Source: RefSeq, a predicted model, not a curated record
AUGACCUCGAACCCCACCACCGCCCUACAGCUACGCCACCUUUGGGCCGCUUCGCACCUCCUCGCCACUACCUCCCCCUCGGUAUCGGCACACCUCGCAACCCGUUUACUGCACAUCUCGUCCGAAAAGGGGAUCAACCUGCCAGACAGUGUCGAGCGAAGCGUCUGUAAUGCCUGCGGCACGGUGGCGGUUUGGGGUAUCAAUUCCCAUGUGAGCAAACAGAGGAAAGGGAAGGACAAGGCGAUGAUGGUGUUUGAAUGCCAGAUGUGUGGCAGGAGUCGCGCGUCUGCUGUUCCCCUGGCAAAGAGAAGGAGGGGCAGCAGGGCCAGGAAGUCAAAGCUUAAGGCUGCAGUCACAAUUGCAGCUCCUCCUCCUCCUACAAAAGCCGAUGCGAAAGCUGAGGUUGGCGUGGUCCAAUCAUCGGGGAAGGCUGCUGGGGCCCAAUCGUUGGCAAACGCCAACAGUCGUAAACGGGCAAAGUCACGGAAGGGGAAUAGUCUCUCGGAGAUAUUGAAGGCGAAGAAGCAACAACAGCAGGCUAGUAGUGGAGGAGGCUUUGGAUUGGAUCUUAUGGAUUUGAUGAAGACGGGGUAG